UCGGUUGAGCCAGGAGAGUCCAGUGUGCAAGCGACGAGAACGCAAUCAGAUGGUGGCGAAGAUCGUGGAUUGACAGGUCGCGGGUUGCACGAGAGAGUGAGAGAGAGAGAGAGAGAGCGAGGGAGCGCGCGCGCGAGAGAGAGAGAGAGAGAGAGAAGGAACAGGCGUUUACGUGACGGCGGUUAGCGUUAGGCUCUCUCUCUGGCAGGAGGACGGGGACGGUUUUUUCCGUGUAUACGCGCACGCGAGCCAAGAAAAGAAAAGAGAGAGAAAGAGAGAGAGAAAGAGAGAGAAAGCGACCCGCGAGUGAGAGGAACACGGGCAGUUGACGUGCGCGACGAUCUCGUCAUCGACGUUGACGAAAUGAUCCUCUAGCCUCCCUGUGGCUUCCUUGGCCUGAUCCACGCGAGGAGUACUUGGAGCAGGAGGUGACCCUUUAAAAGAGAAGUGCGCUGAAUAUAAGCUCGGUUUACAUUAACGUUGGAGACAGAAGUGCGCGUCACCAGAGUGCCGAAGUACAGGGCCGCAGGAGUUGGCCGUUGAAGAAGGAUAAUUGUUCCUUCGCUGAAGAAGGAUAAUUGACGAGGCGUUUGUCCAGAGGGCCCUCCCGGGGCACGACGGAGUGCCUGUCGGGCUCAGCUGAUCCACGCGCAGCGGUAGGAGGCGGCGGAAGGAGAGGUAGUGGUGGAGGACGCUACCAGGAGCGCCGCGGGGCGAGGAAGGGCCCCUGCCGAACUCAGCACCGCCGACGAGCGAGCAGCACCGAUAAAUAUGUCGUCCCCCAGCGCCGGCAAGCGACGCAUGGACACGGACGUUAUCAAACUAAUAGAAAGCAAACACGAGGUGACAAUUCUAGGAGGACUAAAUGAAUUCUCCGUUAAGUUCUACGGUCCACGAGGCACGCCCUACGAGGGUGGAAUAUGGAAGGUGAGGGUUCAUCUGCCGGAGCACUACCCUUUCAAAUCACCUUCGAUCGGUUUCAUGAACAAGGUCUACCAUCCCAACAUUGACGAAGUCUCGGGUACGGUGUGUCUAGACGUUAUAAACCAAGCUUGGACUGCCCUUUACGACUUGUCAAAUAUUUUCGAGUCUUUCCUGCCUCAGUUGUUAACAUAUCCCAAUCCAAUCGAUCCCUUGAACGGCGAUGCUGCCGCGAUGUAUCUUCACAAACCCGAAGAGUACAAGAAGAAAGUGGCGGAUUACGUGAGGAAGUACGCGACGGAGGAGGCGCUGAGGGACCAGGAGAACGGCGGCACCGGCAACGGGAUGUCCUCCGACAGCGAGUCGUCGAUGAGCGACUUCAGCGAGGACGAGGCGCAGGACAUGGAGUUGUAACCAAAUAUAUUACCAUCCGCGCGUACCCAUAUCCUUAAUCAUCUCGAUUCCCUGUAAGAUCCCCGAUCGCUCGUCCUACUACCAAAUAGAUGCUUACACCCGAGACUCCGAGUCUCACUUCUGGUGACGGCGACGAGAUCCCUUUUACUACUCGUCGCUGCUCUCGUCGCUCGUUGCUCAUCGCUCGUACAUAUACCGAGGGGUUGGUGAUUGACCAUCCCCGGCACGACGAGAGUGAAAGUGACGGAGACGAACGAGGUAAAAACGGAGAAUCGCGCUCUUCUCAUCGAGCGCAUCUCAAGGGGCGUUUUCUAUCACGACAGCGAUGUCUCUCACGGUCAUCCAAGCUCUUGCUUGAGUUAAUCCGUUAAUUAUUCGCUGCGUUUAAUUGUCAUAUUCAUAAAUUAUGACAACGACGAUGAUGAUGAUUAUAACGUGCACAUCAACGAACGAGACGUUGGCUCAAAUGAAACUCGCAAUCUUUGUAAACGUCUCGAGAGUCGAUGCUCUUAUUUUUCAGUGUGAAGAAGAGAAAAAGGAAGGGUAUGAAACGAAAAGACAGAGAGGACCAUCGUUGGUAUUUACGGGUUAUUCAUUUAUCGACACAAUCGAUUUUUGGCCGGUGCUUCU
This is a messenger RNA of Atta colombica, 1965 nucleotides long. It is a transcript of the gene UbcE2H, whose product is annotated as ubiquitin-conjugating enzyme E2 H. Bases 772 to 1335 code for a protein of 187 amino acids. Gene Ontology annotation, biological process: ubiquitin-dependent protein catabolic process; protein polyubiquitination. Lineage: Eukaryota; Metazoa; Arthropoda; Insecta; Hymenoptera; Formicidae. The transcript is spliced from 6 exons. The record is from RefSeq and is a predicted model, not a curated record. Gene Ontology annotation, cellular component: nucleus. Gene Ontology annotation, molecular function: ubiquitin conjugating enzyme activity.